AUGAUAGUCGAGACACUCCAUAUCACCAAAGCCUUGGUGAUGGAUAUUCUUGACAAGGCCUCCCUGCCCCAUCUCAUAUUCCUGCUGAUCAGCGCCUACUGGAUUCUGUGCCAAUUUGCUCCCAACCGUAACCCCACACUUCCUGGCGCCCCCAUCGUGGGCAAGCGGUUGUGGCUCGAGCCCACUUUCUUGCAGCGCUGGCGCUUCGUCUUUCAUGCGCGCGACAUUCUUUCGGAUGGGUAUGCCAAGUACAAGGACAAGCCCUUUGUGGUCCGGAAGUUGAACGGCGACGUCACCAUCAUGCCGAUGAGGUACCUGACGGAGACUCGCCUGUUGCCAGAGUCCGUUCUUAGUUUCAAGUUCGCCUUGUCUAAAUUCUUUCUGCCCGAACAAAUGAACCUCAACUGGAUUAAGACCUCGGAGAGGGACCCCAAUAUGCUCAAGAUGAAGCUCACCCCCGAGAUCUCACGCUUCAUAGAAAUGACCCGCCAAGAGAUGGAACAGACCCUGCCUACCACAAUGCCCAAGCCCACAUCCUGGACCGUCGUCGACGUCCAAUCCGCCAUCCGCACCAUCAUCGCCCGCAUGACAACCCGCGCAUUUAUGGGCCACCCAGCCUGUGACGACCCCGAAUGGGUCAAAAUGUCUAUCGACUUCACCCCGCAGCUCCUCAGCACCGUCUUCGCCGUCAGCCCGUUCCCCGCCUGGACCCACUCCAUCCUCACCCGGCUCCUACCCUCGCGCUACAGGACGCUCCAGCGGAUGCGCUACUGUUCCGAGCUGGUGGCGGCCCGCAUCGAAGCCCGGCGGGGCGGCAAGACGCCACCCGACGACUGCCUGCUGGAUUACAUGCUCGACCACGGCGGGGCGGACGACGUGUACGAGACGGGCCAGCGGCAGUGCAUGCUGGCUCUGGCGAGCAACCACACCACCGCCGCGGCGGCCAUCAACUUCCUCUUCGACCUGUGCGCCCACCCCGAGUACUUUUCCAUCCUGCGGGACGAGAUCGCCUCCGUCACCGCCGCGCACGGCAGGCCGGGGUCUCCGGGCGUCGACGUCAAGACGUGGCUGCACGCGCUGGAAAAGAUGGACAGCUUCCUGACCGAGUCGCUCCGCCACACCCCGGCCAUCCUGACCAUCCCGCAGCGUCAGGCCAUGCGCGACAUCGUCCUGCAGGACGGCACGCUCAUCCCCGCCGGGGCGCGGAUCGCCUUCCCGAGCUACUGGCACACGCACGAGGCCAAGCCGACGCUGCGGGACCCCGACGUCUUCGACGGGCUGAGGUACUACAAGCUGCGGCGCGGCGAGGGUGGGGAUCCGAUGCGGUACCGGAGCGUCCAGGUGGACGCGGACCACAUGAUGGCUUUUGGGUACGGGAGCCAGGCGUGCCCGGGGAGGCAUUUCGCGACCAGCCAGGUCAAGCUGUUGGUGGCGAGGCUGUUGGAGGAGUGGGAUUUUGCGUGGCCGGAUGGGCUGGAGAAGCCGGAUAUUGGGUAUUUUGAAGAGAAUACGCUGUUGGAUCCGGGGCACAAACUGAAGGUGCGCCUGCGUGGCGCGGAACCUGGACAUGAGACACACUAG
Pyricularia oryzae 70-15 is the source of this 1581-nucleotide messenger RNA. Its product is annotated as ent-kaurene oxidase. The record is from RefSeq and is a predicted model, not a curated record. Bases 1 to 1581 code for a protein of 526 amino acids. Gene Ontology annotation, molecular function: heme binding; iron ion binding; oxidoreductase activity, acting on paired donors, with incorporation or reduction of molecular oxygen. Lineage: Eukaryota; Fungi; Ascomycota; Sordariomycetes; Magnaporthales; Pyriculariaceae. The transcript is spliced from 2 exons.